CCAGCUCAUCUAGUCCUCUGUGUGGUGUAUUAGAUGUCAACAUCUGUGCUCUUUGCUUUUUACUGGAGGUAAACGUAAGGCUAAUGCUGCCAUCUAGUGGUGACAUCAAAUAGUGCGAGUAUCAGUUUGCAUUCUGAUCUAAAAAUAUCCAGUGUAGAACUUAUUUGAGCAGUUAUCUUGUGACUGGGCACAAAUGAAGGGCAUUUGAUUCAGAAGAUUUUUUUUUCUUAUGAGCUUAACUUGAAACAGAAAUGGGUUCAGUUUUUGUAAAUUGCUUUAUAUUUGUUUGGAUUCCAUAGAAACUUGAGGCACUUCCAUCAGAGGGGUGUUAUGUCCAAGGACACAUUUCCAUUCUCCUCUACCUCACUACGCUCUCUCAGACUGGAGCAGGAGGUCCAGGACUGGGAGGAUGAACGGCGAGCUUUGGCUCAUAAGAGAGCCAUGAUCCGGCCUCCGCUGCCUCGGGCCCCCAGACUCCCUCCCAGGCAGCAGCGGCUCCAAGAGGUCAGAGCCCCUCCACCCCAGAUCCACUGCAGAGACACCAGCAUCCACAACACCUUCAUGUGCGGAGACAUAAAGGGAGUCUACGCUGUGCUGAAAGAUCCUGCAAUGGUCAAUGCCCUGAUGGAGACGGUGCAUGAGGAGAUGGUGUGGGCUCCAGAAAUGGGCAUGUGGACGCUGAGCUCCAAGGUGAAACAAACAUCGGCCUUACGCCUGGCUGCCAGCCGGGGUCACACGGCGUGUGUGGAGGAGCUGCUGUUUCGUGGUGCUGAGGUGAACGCCAACCCUGGAGGCAACACGGCACUCCACGACGCCUGCAUAGGCGGCCACCCUGUCUGCGUCCAGCUGCUGCUCUCCCAUGGAGCAGAUCCUGAAGUGCUGGCAGCAGAUGGCAGUGCUCCUCUUCACCUCUGUACCUCUGCCCAGUCAUUCCACUGUGCUGAGCUGCUUUUAGAAGGAGGCGCAGACAUCAACGUGCGGAGCCGGGAGUCGAGGCUCACCCCUCUGCAUGUGGCUGCUCAGCGAGGCCUGGAGGAGCACGUCCAGCUCUUCCUCAGCCACGGCGCCGAUGUUUUAGCCACCAAUCGAGAGGGGGAGACCCCCCUGAAUGCUGCUUGCUCUGGAGCCGAGAGGCCGUCCGAAGCUGGGAGAUACCUCCGUGUGAGCCAGAAGCUGCUGGAUGCAGGAGCUAAUCCCCAAACUGCAGGCAGGAAGCAACACACCCCGCUGCAUAACGCCUGCGCAAACUGCUGCUGCAGGAUUGUAGACGUCCUCCUGCAGCAUGGAGCGAAGGCUGAUGUUGAGAACUGUGCAGGAUACACACCAAUGGAUUGUCUGCUGCAGGUUGUGGAAGAUUACCCAACUCAGCAAUCUGAAGCUAUAGCACGAUCCCUUCUGAACUAUGGAGCAAAACCUGUUUCACCAAAGAUGCUGAAACAGCUGGCCUUGUAUCCUGAUGUUCUGGGCGUGAUGCUGAACUCGUAUACAUCCAUCCCGCCCUGUGAUUGGUCAGACUCCCUGCCUCCUGACACGCUUUCCCAGGAGCACCUGUUGUUUCUCCGCUCGCUGCGUCAGAGGAGCACUCAGCCUCGAUCCUUGCAGCAUCUCUGCCGUUGUGCUGUGCGUCAGCAUUUAGGAGCCCGCUGUCACUCAGCUGUAUGUGAGCUGAACCUUCCUGGCUCUGUGAGGGAAUAUCUGCUGCUGUGUGACAACAAGACACUCCAAUAAAUAUUGAUGUCAUAUCAUCUUAAAA
This is a messenger RNA of Xiphophorus couchianus (Monterrey platyfish), 1753 nucleotides long. It is a transcript of the gene asb16, whose product is annotated as ankyrin repeat and SOCS box containing 16. Gene Ontology annotation, molecular function: protein binding. The record is from RefSeq and is a predicted model, not a curated record. The transcript is spliced from 7 exons. Bases 331 to 1728 code for a protein of 465 amino acids. Gene Ontology annotation, biological process: positive regulation of protein catabolic process; intracellular signal transduction; protein ubiquitination. NCBI's taxonomy places the organism in Eukaryota, Metazoa, Chordata, Actinopteri, Cyprinodontiformes, Poeciliidae.